UCCCCUGGAGCAACAUCGCAGCACGGUGACCUCGAUAAACUUUCUCCAUGGCAAAUCAGGGGCAGAACUGCAUCUUCUCCACCUUGUUUCUUUCUUUUCAGUUUUCAGUUUUACCUUCCCUCUCGGAAUUUUCUUGUUCUUUAUCUCCAUCUUCCUGUAACUACCUUUCUUCGUCUUCUUCAACAUACAUUCACCAAACAGGCGAACGCCCGCUUGCUUACUGACAGCUUAUUGUAACUACCUUUCAAACUCUCCUCAACUACAAACAAACAAAAUACAAAAUAGUUCUUCGUCAUCAAAUAAAAUCAUCCUCAAUAUCUUCCUUAACUACUUUUCAAACCCACCACGCCCAUACACACUCCGCAUUAUCAAAUCAAAUUAUCUUCAACCUUUCUAUUUUCAUUGCUUCUUCCUUGUCUCCCUUACUCAUGGAGGCCUCAUGGCAGCAAAGUGUUACAUACUCCCUCAACACCAUCUUCCUCCUCUUUUCUGCCUACCUCGUCUUCGUCAUGCAAAUCGGCUUCGCCAUGCUCUGUGCCGGCUCUGUCAGAGCUAAGAACGCCGUCAACAUUAUGCUCACCAAUGUCGUCGACGCCGUCGUUGGAAGCAUCUCCUUCUACCUCUUCGGCUUCGCAUUUGCCUUCGGCGACGGCGCCAGUUCUAACCCUUUCAUCGGUACUAAUCUGUUUGCUCUCGCUAGCAUUCCUAAUGGCACUUACGAUUACAGUUUCUAUCUUUACCAAUGGGCUUUUGCAAUAGCCGUAGCAGGCAUCACAAGUGGGUCUAUCGCUGAGAGAGCCCAGUUCAGUGCUUAUCUCGUUUUCAGUUUUUUUCUCACGGGCUUUGUUUACCCAGUUGUGGUCCAUUGGGUCUGGUCCUCCGACGGCUGGCUCAGUACUGGGUCGAGCCAUUUGUUUCUGGGGUCAGGUGCCAUUGAUUUCGCUGGGAGCGGAGUGGUGCAUCUGGUUGGUGCUGUAGCUGGUUUCUGGGGUUCGCUCAUAUUAGGCCCUCGGGUGGGCCGGUUUGACGCGUUCGGCAAGCCAGUGCCAUUCCGAGGCCACAAUGCAAGUCUCGUGGUACUUGGAACGUUCCUUUUGUGGUUUGGGUGGUUUGGGUUUAAUCCCGGUUCAUUUGAUAAGAUUCUUCUAUCGUAUCCUGACACAUCCGACGAGGGUAAUUGGACCUCCAUCAGUCGAACUGCGGUUGUGACUACAUUAGCCGGUUCAACAGCCGGAAUCAUAACCUUGUUUGGUCGGCGAUUAAUAAUCGGCCACUGGGAUGCAAUAGAUGUUUGCAACGGGUUGCUCGGGGGGUUUGUUGCUAUCACUUCCGGAUGCUCGGUUGUUGAGCCAUGGGCCGCCAUUAUUUGUGGGUUUGUUUCAGCUUGGGUCCUGAUUGGGCUCAAUAUCUUGGCCCUGAAAUUGAACUAUGAUGACCCAUUAGAGGCGGCCCAAUUACAUGGUGGGUGUGGGGCUUGGGGUUUGAUAUUCACGGGAUUGUUUGCCAAGGAAGAGUUUGUGAUUCAAGUCUAUGACAAAGGCGUGACUGGGGUUACCAGACCCUAUGGGCUUCUAUUAGGAGGUGGAUGGGCUUUAAUUGGAGCCCAAAUUAUUGAAUUGUUAUCUAUAUUGGGUUGGGUUAGUGUUACCAUGGGCCCUUUGUUCUAUGCCUUGCACAAGCUUAGGCUGUUAAGAAUCUCCAAAGACGAUGAAGUUACAGGCCUUGAUAUCUCAACCCAUGGAGGUUCUGCUUAUUCUCAUCAAGAGGAAAACUUCCCUCUAUCUUACGCCGAUUAUAUUCGCCUUAGAGAUCGUAAUCUUGAUUGAGUUUCGAGAACGGUCUAACAUUCGUUUUUUUUUUUUUAGCAUUCCACUGUUGAAGAAGGUAUUCAAAUUCUAAGUUUUGUUGACCAUUUUGCAAAUCCAAACGCUUGCCUCCUCCUGUGCAUCAACUUCGGCUUUUUACAGCAUGUAUCAUUUAUUGGUAAGAUGCAGAGAUUAUAACUCAAACUUUUACACAACUUCACUAACACUUCAUUCGUUAAAUAAAGGCAAUACAUGGAGUUCAUAAUUGAUUUUGAUGUUUAGUAUGAGUGUUUUGAUAUUUUCUUCAUAAAAUUAUAGUUUUGGCUUCUAAAAUUAAUUAUUAAUGUUAUCCAAUCAGGCACAUUGUCUAGUGAUUUUAUUUCAAAAGUUUAACUAUGUGCCUUUCUCCAAUCUUUUAGA
This is a messenger RNA of Prosopis cineraria, 2225 nucleotides long. Its product is annotated as ammonium transporter 1 member 3-like. The coding region runs from base 429 to 1826 and encodes 465 amino acids. Gene Ontology annotation, molecular function: ammonium channel activity. Gene Ontology annotation, cellular component: membrane. Lineage: Eukaryota; Viridiplantae; Streptophyta; Magnoliopsida; Fabales; Fabaceae. The transcript has a single exon. The record is from RefSeq and is a predicted model, not a curated record. Gene Ontology annotation, biological process: ammonium homeostasis; ammonium transmembrane transport.